Messenger RNA from Diaporthe amygdali, 888 nucleotides. RefSeq lists its product as uncharacterized. The coding region runs from base 1 to 888 and encodes 295 amino acids. NCBI's taxonomy places the organism in Eukaryota, Fungi, Ascomycota, Sordariomycetes, Diaporthales, Diaporthaceae. The transcript is spliced from 2 exons. The record is from RefSeq and is a predicted model, not a curated record.
AUGGCACAACCAACAGCAUUAGCCACGAAGUCCGCAGAGGCGCGGCUUGUCAAGCCAAUGCAGAUUCUCUCGCUUGGAAUGACGAGGACAGGCUCCUCCUCCAUAGCCCAAGCACUCUCAAUCCUCGGGUACCAAAAUAUCCAUCACGGCGUCAAGGACGUCGGGAAUGCCAACGACUGGCCAGUCUUGUCGAAAGCAGCAGACUCCUUCUUUCCCAGCCUGCCGACCUACACGGGUGCGUCCUUCACCCGCGCCGACUGGGACCAGGUCUUUGGUAGAUAUGACGGCGCUACUGAUAUUGCAUCCUUCUUCGCGGUGCCUCUGAUGGACGCCUACCCGGAGGCCAAGGUUAUCCUCGUCGAACGGGACGUAGAGUCGUGGUAUGCCAGCAUGGACGAGGCUAUCUGGAGCACGACGUGGGGCUGGCGCGCGUUCCUGAUCAUGGACGUUAUCGGGCGGCUCAAGGGGCUCCAGGGUGGGCUGACGAUCCGUAAGAUCAUGCUGGGAUACUAUGAGGCUAGAAAUGUGGGUGAGAUCAGGCGCAAGGCGAGAGAUCGCUAUCGCAGGCAUUAUGAAGAAGUCAGGGCUGCUGCUCCCAAGGACCGCCUGCUGGAGUACAAGGUCGAGGAUGGGUGGGGCCCGCUGUGCGAGUUUCUAGGGAAGCCGGUCCCGGAUGUGCCCUUCCCGCACGCGAACAAGAGGAAAGACCAUGUGGCACGGGUUGCGGCGCGGCAGAACAUGUUUCUGAAGAUGGUCGCAUUGGGCGUGUUGAAGAAACUGUUGCCGGGUGUUGUCCUGGCUGUAGCAGCGGGUUUGGGGUAUUGGGCUGGGAAGGAGAGGGGAUAUGGCCUUGAUCUUGUCAAGAACUGGUGGAAGCAAUUGUCGUGA